Messenger RNA from Pongo pygmaeus (Bornean orangutan), 4332 nucleotides. It is a transcript of the gene TGM7, whose product is annotated as transglutaminase 7. Bases 1980 to 4148 code for a protein of 722 amino acids. The transcript has 15 exons. Gene Ontology annotation, molecular function: protein-glutamine gamma-glutamyltransferase activity. Gene Ontology annotation, biological process: peptide cross-linking. NCBI's taxonomy places the organism in Eukaryota, Metazoa, Chordata, Mammalia, Primates, Hominidae. The record is from RefSeq and is a predicted model, not a curated record.
CAGAUCCCCAUCUCUACAAAAAAAUAAGUGGGCAUGGUGGUCUGUGCUUAUAGUCUUGGAUACUCUGGAGGCUGAGGCGGUAGCGAGCUGUGAUUGUGCCACUGCACUCCUGCCUGGAUGACAGAGUGAGACCCCGUCUCUUAAAAAGAAAAAAAAAAAAGAUUGUUGUCUAACUUCAGCUUUCCUGAGACUUUGUAAGAGCCAUUUCUAGGGAAAGCAUUGGUUAUGGCUAUGACUGAGUCCUGGGAAACAGGGCUUAUUACAGCUGGGAAGGCAUCUGGCAAGGCGAUCAGUGGGCCAGGUAGUAGAAAACUGGCAGGGAAUAUGAUCAGCAGGAGAAAAUGGCUGUUCUGUAUUUCCUGUUUCUAAGUUUACUACAGCACACCCCAGCUUUCAGGAGCAGAUAAAAGCAGAACACUGUGAUGAGGCCAGGCGCAGUGGCACACGCCUUAAUCCCAGCACUUUGGGAGGCCAAGGCUGGCAGAUCACUUGAACUCAGGAGUUGGAGACCAGCCUGGCCAAUAUGGUGAAACUCCGUCUCUACCAAAAAAAAAAAAAAAAAAUUAUCCAUCUAUCUACCCAUCUAUCUAUAUAUACAAAGAUUAGCCAGGGGUGGUGGUGCAUGCCUGUAGUCCCAGCUACUCAGGUACUGAGGUGGGAAGAUUACUUGAGCCUGGCAGGUCGAGCCAAGAUCAUGCCACUGCUCUCCAGCUUGGGUGACAGAGUGAGACCCUGUCUCUAAUAAUAACAACACUGUAAUGAAAUGAGUGUUCUCAGCUAUGUAGUAGAGUGUACCAGAAUUCAAACCUAGAUCUAACUCCAAAGCCCAGGUUACACCUUCCACUAUGAUGCUGCUUACAUCAUGCCAUCAGCCAUUAUUUCAUUACUUUUGGGGGGAAAGAGGGGAGGAGGGAGGUCAUCUAGAGAAUGUGGACGUGUGCCAGACCUAAAUUAGGAGUGCAGUAGUGCCUAUUCUCUUGAGCACUGCCCGGUAGAGCACCUUAUGAGUAACAGGGCUUGUUCUCCCGAGAGAAAUUACCCACAUUUCCUAUAAGUGAUUACCAGAUUAAGCAUGCCCUCCACCUCUUAACUGAGCAUCAUGCUCAGUUAAGGAAUUAUUCAUCUCUCGAGCUCUAGUCAUCAGAGCACUUAGAAGUACUGUCAGCAAUAUUUACCCUGUGCCUUUGGAGCAGCAUUCAGUAUAGACUAGUGCUGAACCACAGUUUCAUUAACAGUAAUCUGUACAGUUGGAGGUGUGAGCCAGAUUGAGAACCAAAGCUGGAUAAUAAUUCUUGCUUCUCCAUUUCAGUUUGAAAGUUUUUGUUCUAAAAUUCUGAUAUGGAGCUCUGGAGUAGUUAUGAGAGUUAAUGAACAGGUCUCUUCCUCUUUUAGGGAUUACUUCUAGACCAGAUAAACUACUUAAGGAAGGAAAGUAAUUUCUUAUUUUGAAUCUCCAGUCUGGGUCAGGGUUUCAAAAAUAGUGUAUCAUAAUAGUGAAGAUGAAAACAGGUUAAGAACAACUGUUGGAAGAUAUGUUCUUCAAAGGCCAGUGCUGUUGCUUCUUUUUGUACUUUCUGAGUUUUAAAACUGAAUGCCCGUUUUUCGUCUUUCUGGAGCUUUAAGUCUUCUUAAUGAUCUUUGGGAGAUGGUAUGUAUCCAAUAUAUUCCAGGACCCAGGUGUUUCCUUGGUCUUUUUCAGUGAUCUCAGACCUUGAAGUCCUACCUUAUUCCAUAUGUAUUUUGUGAUCCCAAACCCAACCUCAAGCAGCCCUUGCUUACCGUGGGACUUAUCCCACAUGUCAUCUCCUGGAAAACAGCCCUAUAUGACUGCCCCAAAUGGAACCAACCGCUUUCUCCCGGUGCAAGAGAAGCCUUUGAAGAGAAGCUCUUUGAAGAGUUUGGUGAAUAAAAGAACUAGUUAAUAAGAGCCUGGAACAAUGCCUGGCACAUGACAGAUCAUUCUGGCUGUUGUGUGGUGUAUGAAUCGUAUGGGACCAAAAUGCAGCAAUGUGAGGCCCAGACCAGUGGCAACCUUGCAGCUUGAGUCUGUCGACCUGCAGAGCUCCAGGAACAACAAGGAGCACCACACGCAGGAGAUGGGCGUCAAGCGGCUCACUGUGCGCCGCGGCCAGCCCUUCUACCUCCAGCUGAGCUUCAGCCGACCCUUCCAGUCCCAGAGCGACCACAUCACCUUUGUGGCUGAGACCGGACCCAAGCCGUCAGAGCUGCUGGGGACCCGAGCCACAUUCUUCCUCACCAGGGUCCAGCCCGGGAAUGUCUGGAGCACUUCAGAUUUCACCAUUGACUCCAACUCUCUCCAAGUUUCCCUUUUCACACCAGCCAAUGCAGUUAUUGGCCAUUACACUCUGAAGAUAGAGGUCCCUCAGGGCCAAGGUCACAGUGUGACUUACCCGCUGGGGACUUUCAUCCUACUUUUUAACCCUUGGAGUCCAGAGGACGAUGUCUACCUGCCAAGUGAAAUACUGCUGCAGGAGUAUAUCAUGCGAGAUUAUGGCUUUGUUUACAAGGGUCAUGAAAAAUUCAUCACCUCCUGGCCCUGGAACUACGGGCAGUUUGAAGAGGACAUCAUAGACAUCUGCUUUGAGAUCCUGAACAAGAGCCUGUACUACUUAAAGAACCCGGCCAAAGACUGUUCCCGGCGGAACGACGUGGUGUACGUGUGCAGGGUGGUGAGUGCCAUGAUCAACAGCAACGAUGACAAUGGUGUGCUGCAGGGGAACUGGGGUGAGGACUACUCCAAAGGGGUCAGUCCUCUGGAGUGGAACGGCAGCGUGGCCAUCCUACGACAGUGGUCAGCCAGGGGCGGGCAGCCUGUGAAGUACGGACAGUGCUGGGUCUUCGCCUCUGUUAUGUGCACCGUAAUGAGAUGCUUAGGCGUUCCAACCCGUGUUGUUUCCAAUUUCCGUUCCGCGCACAACGUGGAUAGGAACUUGACCAUCGAUACGUACUAUGACCGAAAUGCCGAGAUGCUGUCAACUCAGAAACGAGACAAAAUAUGGAACUUCCAUGUCUGGAAUGAGUGCUGGAUGAUCCGGAAAGAUCUCCCACCAGGAUACGACGGGUGGCAGGUUCUGGACCCCACUCCCCAGCAGACCAGCAGUGGGCUGUUCUGCUGUGGCCCUGCCUCUGUGAAGGCCAUCAGGGAAGGGGAUGUCCACCUGGCCUAUGACACCCCUUUUGUGUAUGCCGAGGUGAACGCCGAUGAAGUCAUUUGGCUCCUCGGGGAUGGCCAGGCCCAGGAAAUCCUGGCCCACAACACCAGUUCCAUCGGGAAGGAGAUCAGCACCAAGAUGGUGGGGUCAGACCAGCGCCACAGCAUCACCAGCUCCUACAAGUACCCAGAAGGAUCCCCUGAGGAGAGAGCUGUCUUCAUGAAGGCUUCUCGGAAAAUGCUGGGCCCCCAAAGAGCUUCUUUGCCCUUCCUGGAUCUCCUGGAGUCCGGGGGUCUUAGGGAUCAGCCAGCGCAGCUGCAGCUUCACCUGGCCGGGAUACCCAAGUGGGGCCAGGACCUGCAGCUGCUGCUGCGUAUCCAGAGGGUGCCAGACAGCACCCACCCUCGGGGGCCCAUCGGACUGGUGGUGCGCUUCUGUGCACAGGCCCUGCUGCAUGGGGGUGGCACCCAGAAGCCCCUCUGGAGGCACACGGUGCGGUUGAACCUGGACUUUGGGAAGGAGACACAGUGGCCGCUCCUCCUGCCCUACAGCAAUUACAGAAACAAGCUAACGGACGAAAAGCUCAUCCGCGUGUCUGGCAUCGCCGAGGUUGAAGAGACAGGGAGGUCCAUGCUGGUCCUAAAAGAUAUCUCUCUGGAGCCUCCCCACUUGUCUAUUGAGGUGUCUGAGAGGGCUGAGGUGGGCAAGGCGCUGAGAGUCCACGUCACCCUCACCAAUACCUUGAUGUUGGCUCUGAGCAGCUGCACGAUGGUGCUGGAGGGAAGCGGCCUCGUCAAUGGGCAGGUAGCAAAGGACCUUGGGACUCUGGUGGCCGGACACACCCUCCAAAUUCAACUGGACCUCUACCCGACCAAAGCUGGACCCCGCCAGCUCCAGGUUCUCAUCAGCAGCAACGAGGUCAAGGAGAUCAAAGGCUACAAGGACAUCUUCGUCACUGUGGCUGGGGCUCCCUGAGCCCCACCCUCCAGCUGCCCUCCCUGGCACCCCUGCCCCACCUGGCUCCUUCCUACUCCUGACUAUGUCAUCUUGGCUCCACCUCUGUCCUGUCUCCAGCCUGCCUGGGAGUGAAUGAAGCUCUGUUAGAAACCCCGUGUGCUUUGGGAAGAGACAAUAAAGACGUCUUUAUUUAUCACCAGCA